This is a messenger RNA of Gongylonema pulchrum, 150 nucleotides long. The record is from the annotation of a GenBank genome assembly. NCBI's taxonomy places the organism in Eukaryota, Metazoa, Nematoda, Chromadorea, Rhabditida, Gongylonematidae.
AUGGCGGAUGUGAAGCGAACGCUGCUAGAAGGAGGUGAAGAUGUAAAGGACGACGAGGAAGAAGAUGGAGAAUGCGAAGCAUCCGAUCAACAAGCCAAAGAGCCGCUCGCUGAUUUUUGCAGAAGUAUGCUUCGAUUUGCAGCUUCUUAA